Mercenaria mercenaria is the source of this 2360-nucleotide messenger RNA. RefSeq names its product proprotein convertase subtilisin/kexin type 5-like. Bases 24 to 1808 code for a protein of 594 amino acids. The transcript is spliced from 2 exons. The record is from RefSeq and is a predicted model, not a curated record. Lineage: Eukaryota; Metazoa; Mollusca; Bivalvia; Venerida; Veneridae.
AAACUGGACACUGUCCUAACAAUAUGCCGUAUUGUACCCCAGAGGGAUGCGUCUUUCAGUGUCCUGAAAAUACGUUUGUGAACGGGAGUAACUGUGCUAUACACUGUGCAGAUAUGUAUAUAUACAAUAAAAGUUGUAUUCAUACCUGUCCAAAUACACAUCCUUUAGUCGAGGAAAGAAUCAGAAUAAUCAGCUUACAGUUUCAUAAAUAUAAGUUUUGCAGAGAUUUGUGCCCACCGCAAAACUUUCAGUUAAACGGAAAGUGCAUAAAAUCAUGCCAAGACGAUCACAAAUUUGUCGAAAACGGCAAAUGCCUUGAUAAAUGUUCUACUACUAGUCAUGUGCAUCGAAAUAUCACUUUAGGCAGUCGCCUACUUGGGAUAGAAUGCCUGUCCACUUGCAGUGGUGAAUACCCAUUCCAUCGAAAUCAAAGUUGUGUCUCAAUGUGUGAUGAAGCAGAAGUUGUUGUGGACAGUAGAUGUUUACAGGAAUGCCCGGAAAAGAAGCGAAAUGAACUCGACUUAAACUUAUGUGUUGUGUUAGGAAAAUGUAGGAACAAUUGGCCUGAUCAAAUAUAUUGUUCAGAAUCUUGCCCGGAGAAUUUUUACUCAUAUAAUAUGACAUGCAGAAAUAAUUGUCCACUGGAUGCAAGCUACAUUUGGAAUGGAACUUGUGUCAGUGCUUGUCCAAGGGCGUACUCUUACAAAAAGUGGGUGUAUGCAUGGGAAUACAGCGGUUAUGAAAAGCAUCUCGAAUGUACUGACAAAUGUCCGCGAAAGACAGACAUGUUAUCUCUGGAAUGUGUCCCGCAUUGCAAACAUGGAACAGUGAGUUACAAUAAUAUGUGUGUAAAACAAUGUCCGCAAAAUACAUAUAUAUCCGACAACCGCAAUACUAAGGAAAUUUCGUGUGUCACAGAAUGUGCUAAAUAUGUUCAUCAGGGUAAAUGCGUUGAUGUUUGUCCGGGAUUCAACAUAAAUAAAUCAUGUGUCGACAGCUGUCCAAGUAAUUAUACAUUUAUAUACCAAAGCUCGUGCGAAUCAGCUUGUCCGAACAAUACAUGUUUGACAGAAGAUGGUAUACAUUGUACAGAUGAGUGCUCAUUUGAUCCAAGAGAUAAUACAUUAGCUGAUGUAUGUCCAACGCAUACUCCAUACAAAAGGGAGAAUAUUUGUGUGUCUGAAUGUAAAGUUAACGAAGUGUUAGAUGAUAAAAAUAACUGUAUAAAUGUAACAGAGUGUAAGAGGCCGGUUUUAUCACACGGACGUUGCCAAGAUGAAUGCCCUGCUGGAUAUCUUUACAUGGCACAUAACUAUCUUAUUGAUGGCGAUUAUCGGAGUUACUAUCCGGACCACACAUAUUCUUACAACGCUGAUGAUCUAAAAAACGAUCCGUGUGUUACCGUUAUCAGUGCUUAUUUACCGACGAUGGUAUUUGGAUUGUUGACAUUAAUGUAUGGGUUAUGGUUUGUUUGUUUUAUUUCCACAAAACAAAUAAAGUAUUUGAAAACACGAAAAGAUCAGGCAAUAAGAGAACAGGCUGAGGUAACUAAGGAACCAGCGGCGAUUCAAGAUUUUUCUGGCGAGACAUUUGAGGAUACUGAAGAUGUGCGUUUAAUUGAUGUGUCAACUGAAGAGCAAGCCACGAGCCAAGAGUUGUCUACUAAGACAUUUGAAGAUAAUGAAGAUGUACGUUUGAUUGAUGUUACAAUUGAAAAUCAAGCGACGAACCAUGACUUGCCUGGCGGAACAUUUGUGGAUGAUGAAGAGGUACAAUUGAUUGAAACGGCAAUUGAUGAUAAUGCAUAGACUGAGUCUUUAGUUAUAUCGACAUGAAGAACAUUUAGAUCUAAACCGGAUACAUGUUAUGACUAACAGCAAUAACGUUUAUUUUUUAUAUGUGGUAUCAAAAUUUACAUCCGGGUUGAUUUUGGCGAGCUGUGAUAAGAUUUAUUUACACUUGUAUCGGUGUGUCUAUCAUAAAUAGAUAAAUUUAUAUCCUUCUUGUAACCUAAAAUUGUUAAAAAGUAUAAAAUCAAGAUUUUCGGAAAGUACUAAGCUUUAAUAUUGUACAUAUAAUGGCAGUUUAAUAGUUGUACUGUUCUUAUUUUACUACCUGGGUCCAUGUUUUUAUCCAUCUUAGUGGAAACUAGAUCUGUGCCAAUAGGAUACUGGUACACCCUCUUCGUAUCACUGUACGGUUAUAUGUUACAAGUUUACAAUUCAAGAAUAUGUAAACAUUCAUAUCACCUUUGUGUUUGGGAUAUGAGUUAUCAUUAUGAGUGUAGUAUGGAUACAGUUAAACAUCAUCCUGGAUAAAAAUCCUAUAAUGUGUCAUAGAUGUGUAAUGUAAUCUAAGAG